AUGGCCUUACACUUAGAUAAAAGUCGUAAACCCGAGGAAAUAAAUGUAUCGUGCAGCGGCUAUAUGUCCCCGAAAUAUGCAAUGGGAGGACGGUUUUCAGAGAAAUCUGAUGUUUUUAGCUUAGGAGUACUACUCUUAGAGAUUGUUUGUGAAAGAAGAAACUCAAAUUCGACUCUUUUAGCUUAUGUAUGGUCAAUUUGGAAUGAAGGGGAGAUUAAUAGUCUAGUAGAUCCUGAGAUCUUUGACCAACUCUUUGAAAAAGAAAUUCGCAAAUGUAUUCACAUUGGGUUAUUGUGUGGACAAGAAGCUGCUAACGAUAGGCCAAGUGUUGCUAUGGUGUGUUCAAUGCUUAGCAGCGAGAUUGUAGACAUUCCAAAACCUAAACGUCCAUCUUUUGUAUCAAGGAAUGGUGUUUCAGAAGCCGAGACAUCUGAAAACAGUGACCAAAAAGCCUCCAUCAACAAUGUCACCAUCACCGAUGUCACGGGACGUUAG
This is a messenger RNA of Arabis nemorensis, 495 nucleotides long. The record is from the annotation of a GenBank genome assembly. Lineage: Eukaryota; Viridiplantae; Streptophyta; Magnoliopsida; Brassicales; Brassicaceae.